UUCGCUGGGCUUUUUGUUUUUAUUAUCAGCUGUUCGUUGGGAUACUGCGGUGCUAUCAUUUGCAAAAAUAAACAAAAGAUCAUAUAUUCUGCACGUCUACCUCGGAAACUAGCGAAAAAGUCCAACGAUUUAUUUUUAACAAAUUAGACGGCGGAAAAUCGGUUGCUCUAUAAAGAAGUAGGUCUGGCUGAAGUCAUUCUGCUGAGAUCUGCUCGUAACAUCUGCCAGAGAGACCCGUGUACAAGGCAAUCCAGUUCACCAUCUAUUAUUAAGUACAAUCACGUGAAAUUUAUGACCAUGUUUCAACGGCUCACAAACCUGCUCUUUGGAAGCGUGAAUGAACCAACUGUACCAAAACCAGGGUCUCCGGAAGUGGACGAGGAGGGCUGGCUCAUGGUCAAUGCAGCUGAUGGAGAGACAUCCUCUGAACCCAGUGAGGUGCAGUUCAAGUUAAUAAGAACCCUGUCCAGCACUGAGAAAUCUGCUGCCAACUCAGUCAGUGAUGCAAGCAUCGUAGAUCAGGAAGUCCCUGCUUCUCGAGGCAGUGUUCGAUUAUCUCAGCGGCUGGUCUCUCAGUCCGGUGCUCUGGUCAAAGCCACACAGGUGGGCCGGAUACAGCGGGCUCAGGCCCGGGCCAACCGCCACAAUCUCAGCCGUAAUUGCAUUCAGCGCCAGAACCACAUUCGUCAACGCGUUCCUCAACAUUACUCUCGCAUACACCGUGUGAUGCUCCACCAGCCUGGCCGUCGCAACUUUAAUUACUAAGAUGCGGAGAAAGUCAACAAGCACGCAAGCACAUGCAAGUACCUUGGUGCAAAAUAAAAGCUUGAUAUGAGAAUGUUUGAAUCAUUUUUAUUUUGUUAUUUAUAAUGUAGGAUUUAAUAAUCCCAGUUGCAGCAAAAAUUAUGUUGGCCAUCGGAAAAUCUGUUUACACAUUCUAGUGUACUAGACUGUCAUGCAGCAAUAAAAUUAAGUGAAGGACUUUUGAAUUAUCAUGUCUUCUUUCAUUGUAACAUUAUAUAACUCAUAUAGAUCAUGUAGUGAAAUCCCUUAAUUGUGGUGAAGACAAUAAAGCAAUGGGGUAUCAAUGGUAAUCCAUUUCAGCCAGUUUACCUCAUUAACAUUUAUUUAUAAUAAAUAAUAUACUGUGCCGAAAGCGUUAUUGUCAUGCAGUGCACUAUAGCAACCACGAGGGGGCGCCUGGGUUCGCCUAGUUUGGUCAGGGGGCGCCGUUUUCCAAUUUUCUGUGGUCAAAACAUGGGUCAAAAUGACAUGUCUAAAUCUAAGGCAUGGCUGUCUUCCAGAGCGUAUUACAAAAACAUGAAUUAUGUUCUUUCCCUAUUGUAAAAUUCAUCCUAUUGACAAUGUUAUACGUUUUUAGUUCGACAAUAUAAUAUAAAUAUUAACAUUCAGGUUUAUUAAUGGCAUUUAGUUCUUCUAGUUUAGCAAGUGACAUUAUCAGCUAUUUGAACUGGAUAUUUGAUAUGAUUUAUGCUCUUAGUAAAAUAAAUUAUUUACAUUCUUUUAGAGCUACAAGAUACUUUGACUGUUUGAUAUUUUUCGUGUUUCCACAUGAAUUUAGCAACUCGUGCUGAGUGGUUUGCUGGAUGUGGAAUACUUUGUUAUUUCUCUUGUUUUUCCCAAUUUAUUUUCAAUUAGAGUAGAGAAUAAAGUUUGCAUUUUAUUGGUU
This is a messenger RNA of Pimephales promelas (fathead minnow), 1690 nucleotides long. RefSeq names its product tumor protein p53 inducible nuclear protein 2a (gene tp53inp2a). The record is from RefSeq and is a predicted model, not a curated record. Gene Ontology annotation, biological process: autophagosome assembly; positive regulation of DNA-templated transcription. Lineage: Eukaryota; Metazoa; Chordata; Actinopteri; Cypriniformes; Leuciscidae. Gene Ontology annotation, cellular component: nucleus; autophagosome.